Messenger RNA from Kockovaella imperatae, 762 nucleotides. RefSeq lists its product as hypothetical. The record is from RefSeq and is a predicted model, not a curated record. Bases 214 to 726 code for a protein of 170 amino acids. The transcript is spliced from 5 exons. NCBI's taxonomy places the organism in Eukaryota, Fungi, Basidiomycota, Tremellomycetes, Tremellales, Cuniculitremaceae.
AUACCCCGGACAGACCUCGACCCGGCAUAUUUUGAACCGACCUUGUCCGAUGUUCAAGCGCACCACGCCAGCGUCCUUGCACGCUCUCAUCGUCUAAACGAAGCGCCCCUCUUGACUGCCAAGUUUCGAGAUGCAGACAAAGCAGAGAAAGAGAAGAAGAAAGCGGAAAAGUGGCCAACUACUACGAUCAGGAUCAAGUUCUCAGAUGGUACGAUGAUUCAGCGUACUUUCCCCUCUAGCAGCCCUAUUCAGCCAGUGUACGAAUUCGUCAGGACAUCCCUGGAUCCAUCAGCGUCAACCAAACCGUUCGUCCUCUGGCAACCUCCACGCUUUCAUUAUCCUGAACAUCCCAUUCCUGCCAAAAAAGAGAACCCUCACAAGGCACACAUCAUCGCCCCCGCCUCUUAUGGCAAUAUCAAAGGUGGCCCGACACAGGGUCUCCAGGGUGGAACGGGUGGGAAAGAGUCUCUGUCACACUUGGGUUUGGUCCCACAGAGCGUGUUGCUCAUCAAAUGGACAGAGGACAAAAUGAACGCGAGCGGCUACAAGGCUCCCCUUCGAUCUGAUCUGCUGGAAAAAAUCGUUCCAUUACCGCCGGCUCAGCCGAAAGAGGAGAUGUCCACCAAACCGUCGCCAGCGAGUGCCUCUGCCACUGGUGCUGGGAACAGCACCGGCGAGAAGAAGAUACCCAAGUGGCUGCAAAAAGGGUUAUUAAAGAAGAAGUAGAAGAAUCCUGGUAGAUCCAGUUCGGUCUUUUCAUGU